AGAUGGCGGCAAGCGCAUUUCCGGCGUGUGUUCUUUCGGCUGCGUCCGUGCGGCUGCUGCAGAUACCACCCAGCGGGUUCCAGCCCCUUUGCAGCAUACACUACAACGGUGAUGGCGGGCCGACGACCCGGCUGGAGCCGGGUGGCACUUCUGCAGCUCCUUCUUGGCGUGAAUCUGGUAAUGCCACCCACCCAGGCCCGGAGUCUGCGCUUCGUAACCUUGCUGUACCGACAUGGAGACCGUUCACCAGUGAAGACAUAUCCCAAGGACCCCUAUCAGGAAGAAGAUUGGCCCCAGGGGUUUGGUCAGUUAACCAAGGAGGGGAUGCUACAGCACUGGGAGCUGGGCCAGGCUCUGCGACAGCGCUACCAUGGCUUUCUAAACACCUCUUACCACCGGCAAGAGGUUUACGUACGAAGCACAGACUUUGACCGUACUCUCAUGAGUGCUGAGGCCAACCUGGCUGGACUCUUCCCUCCCGGCGGGAUGCAGCGCUUCAACCCAAACAUCUCAUGGCAGCCUAUCCCUGUGCACACUGUGCCCAUUACUGAGGACAGGCUGCUGAAGUUCCCGUUAGGUCCAUGUCCCCGUUAUGAGCAGCUGCAGAAUGAGACCCGGCGGACACCAGAGUAUCAGAACGAGAGCAUUCAGAAUGCACAAUUUCUGGACAUGGUGGCCAAUGAGACAGGGCUCACAGACCUGACACUGGAGACUGUCUGGAAUGUCUAUGACACGCUCUUCUGUGAGCAAACACACGGGCUGGUCCUGCCGCCCUGGGCCUCACCCCAAACCAUGCAGCGUCUGAGCCGGCUAAAGGACUUCAGCUUCCGCUUUCUCUUCGGGAUCUACGAGCAGGCAGAGAAGGCCCGGCUUCAGGGGGGAGUCCUGCUGGCUCAGAUACGGAAGAACCUGACCCUAAUGGCAACCACCUCCCAACUCCCUAAGCUGCUGGUUUACUCUGCGCACGACACCACCCUGGUUGCUCUGCAAAUGGCACUGGACGUCUACAAUGGUGAACAAGCCCCUUAUGCCUCCUGCCACAUAUUUGAACUGUACCAGGAAGAUAAUGGGAACUUCUCCGUGGAGAUGUACUUUCGGAACGAGAGUGGUAAGGGCCCCUGGCCGCUGAUCCUGCCUGGCUGCCCUCAUCGCUGCCCACUGCAGGACUUCCUUCGCCUCACAGAGGCUGUCGUGCCCAAGGAUUGGCAGCAGGAAUGCCAGCUGGCGAGUGGUCCUGCAGACACAGAGGUGAUCGUGGCUUUGGCUGUAUGUGGCUCCAUCCUCUUCCUUCUCAUAGUGCUGCUCCUCACCAUCCUCUUCCGGAUGCAGGCCCAGCCUCCUGGCUACCGCCACGUCGCAGACGGGGAAGACCAUGCCUGACAACCACUCAGCCCGCUUCCCUCUGCCUCCUAGGGGAGGUGGGCUGGGCCCUUGCUCCUGACUGUUGCUGCUCAUCAGCCAUGGACAGGAGACCCCAGGUUGGGCCUCCCUCUCAUUACCCCAGCCAUAUGAGCAAGUGGGGCUUGGCUUGGCUAUGGCACCUGUCACUCAGCAUCCACACGUCUGAUGUUUAUCAAGUACUGUGUUGGACAUUGGCUUUCUCCAAACAGGAUUUGCCUCCACGCUCCCUAAGUACCUGAGAUGUAAGCAGGUAUUCAGUUUUCACUCAGGACCUGGGAUAAAGAAACUGACAGAGUGGUGCCUGAUCCGCCUUGCUCUUCCAUCAAGCCCUGCUCUUUCUCUUCCAGCCUGGGGUCUUUGGCAAUUAGCUCAGAGGCCAGUUUUGCCUCUCAGUGCUUACUUUAGUAGGAAAAACUGCACAACGCUAGGGGUACAAACAUUGGCUACCAAGGAACUGGAUCAGUCACCCCUUCAGCUUGAGCAGAUCAAAGGGUAUUUGUACUUGGGGGACAGUGAAGACUGCGGGGGCUGAAUUGUCACAUAGAAUCAUGAAAUGUUCUCCCCUUGAGCAGAGCUGGGGUCUCCGGGGACCUGAGGUCACUGCAGGUUGUGAGUGGCACAGUUCCUGACUGUGGCCCAGAACAGGGCUGAGGCAACUCCCAGAGAAUGAAAGUUUUGGACUGUUAGUGCUGUUUCUGUGCUCCUUUUCAUUUCUGAGACCCACAGAACCCUUCGACCACGGCACUCCCAGAAGAUCCACUCAGCUCAGCUGGAUAUGGUUUUAUUGGCCAUGUCAACAGUGAGCACAAAUCAAAAAAUACUACCUGAUCACUCUGCUAUUGUACAUAAGAGAGGAGAAAAGCAGCUUGGCUCCAGGCUAGAUACAGCAGGGACCCUUGGGACAGCUAGGUCACCAACUUUGGAGAAGUUCCUGGAGCUAAGUCCAGAGUAGUAACGUGCCAGCGUCCCAGUCCCGAAAUGCCCAAUGCCACAGUGCCCAUGCUCCAACCCUAAGACUUGAAUACUUUUGGACCUUUAGCAAACAGCCACCUCUUCGUGUAGGACUUGCUCCCAUUGUGGGCUCCAAGCCCUUGUUUGGCCCACACCUUCUUUAGUGUCUUCUCAUUUCUGUGUCCCAUUUUCCUCCUGGCUCCAAAUGAGAAUGUGAUAACCUAGGAGGAGGGAGACCAGUCUGACUUGUACCUUCCAUCAUCAGUCUCUGAGAGCUUGGGGCUGGCCCAGGGCACCCAGGAUUUGGUAAGGAAAUACUAGAAAACUGGGCAGCAGCCAGGCAUUGCCAUGACCAAGACAAAGCAAGAGGGGUGGAGGGCCUAGGCCAAAGGGACUACUGUCAUCUUUACUGGCUGCUGCCCUGAAGCGAAUGCAGCAGGGCUAGGCUGAGGUUAGCCUGCACUGAACCUUGGGGAGCAGGGUUGGGCUUGGCCAGUCUGAUACAUCCUGCUUCUACUCACCCAUUGCAGAGGCCAGCGUGUCCCCCAUGGGAUUGAACUCAUUGAGCUGCAGAGAUAAGAAUAGCAGCAUGAGGAGGGGGUGAAGGUAUUGACAGACAAACAAGGGCAGACAAGGAGUAAUUUCUGGUCAUUUUUGGUCAAUAAAGUAGGUUGAAUCCCU
Molecule: messenger RNA, 3033 nt
Organism: Microcebus murinus (gray mouse lemur)
Lineage: Eukaryota; Metazoa; Chordata; Mammalia; Primates; Cheirogaleidae
Gene: ACP2
Product: acid phosphatase 2, lysosomal
Biological process (GO): lysosome organization; dephosphorylation
Cellular component (GO): lysosome
Molecular function (GO): acid phosphatase activity
Source: RefSeq, a predicted model, not a curated record